UUUUAAUCAAUAAUGUUCUCUAAAAUUGUAUAUAACGUAAGUACAUCUAUAUAAGCAAAUUUAUAAUAAAUACUUUAUAUUAGUAAAUUGUAAAAUUUGCAAUAAGUAAAUUACUUUUAUUUGCACUCUGAGGCACAAAUUGGCACUUUUUUAAUAUUCUUCUUUUAAUUUUCAUCUGUGAUAUUAUUUUCUAAAAUUUAAGUUAUAAUGAUAAUUAUAUAUACAUUAUAACAUAUCAUAUUAUUAUAAUUUAUUGCAUUAAUUACAAAUUAUAAUUAAUGUGCAUAAUUUAUUACAAGAUUUCAAUUCGACAGUCGACAGAUCCGGGAUCGUUGUAUCCCGGAUUCGCGGCGUUUCUCUCCUGCUUUUCUAUUAUGCGAAACGAUUUGUAAGACUUCCCUUCAACGUGAAAAUUUGGAAUUCAUCACCAAGGAUUUUUUUUACAGAUUUGCGUUUUAAUCAAUUUCAAGCAGGUGUCGUUUCAAUGAGCCUCUAAUUUUGACGGUACUGAACACCGGGACUUUCACAAAUGCAAAAAUUGUAAUUUUAGCAGCAAGAGAGAGAGAGAGAGAGAGAGAGAGAGAGAGAGAGAGAGAGAGAGAGAGAGAGAUCGUAUUGAAAUAUUAAAGUUUGUAAAUGAAAGGAGAUAUUAUCGGGAAAGAGAGCGAAGAUCGCUAUAUUGAUUAGGUUUCGCUUGUCGAACUUGAGAAUCGCGCGAACUGUGAUACGUUAUUGUGAGGUUUAUCGGCGGCGAAGGCAGACGACGGUCGGCGCGUCAUGAACAUGUGCCGGAAACCACCUCGUGCAACCCGCGAACAUUUCCGCCAGCCGGCUGCCGAAGGUCGGGCCGCCGUUCGAUCUAGUGUCACAUGUCGACAGGAAGCUCGCGCGGCCGGGCGACCUGGUUGCUACUUCUUGAGCAAUUUCGCAUCCGUGCCGAGCGUGCCCAUCAAGUACAGCGCGAACGGGAGCGGAAGUCACGAGUUUCUCGCUCUGGAGUACCAUUCGCCGCACGUGUCUGCGAUCGAUAUCGAAGUCGAGGCGGAUUACAAUGCCGCGCCCGCGGGAGGAUCCCUAGGUCGCAUCAGCGAAGUGCACGUGAACGGCAGGGCACUCGAUCGCACUGUAGUGACAGUCGUCAUGACCAAUAUGGGACUGACUUCGAUGUCGUAUCGACCAAGGCUCGCGAAAUGUCCCGACAAUCUCCCAGAAUCCUGGAUGAACGCUACGUUUCCUAGAAAAAUAAUUCCACCUCGACGAGAUCAAACAGCGAGCUUGGAUCUCUACGGCGAGCUGCCCAUAAACGAAUUUCAUUGUUCCGGUGACUUUAACGACCCAGAGAGAAUAAAUAAACUAUAAUCGCAUCUAAAAAUUGCAUUUUGAAACGAUACUUGAGAAAUGUAAAGAUUAAAAUGCUCAAAUUUACAUUUAAUUCUAUACGUUUUUUUUUUAAUCUAAAGUGAUUUUUUUCAUGAAUGUGACCAAAAAAGAGGGGGAACUGAUUUAGUUUCCCGUAGAGUUAUCGGACUCUAAAAUACUGCAGGCGACUUUCACUGCCACAAUGCGCGAAAUCGUACGUAUAAUUCGAGUAACGCGCUGGACGCUUGCGUUUUUCAGUGCAAUUACUGAAUCGUCUGGGAGGACUAGUGGGCCACUAGGAGGAUAAAGAUACGGAAAAUGGAUCGUUGCACUUGCAUGUUGCACUGCCUGUGCGUGUGUGAGAGUGAGGCGCGUGUCACCGACUGCAGACCGAUGUCACCGGAGCUUUAUCGCGCCGCUGGAUUUCGCGGUCCUGUUCCUGCAGCCACCCGUGAAAUUUUCACAAAAACCAUGAACAUUCUAUGCUUCAUCGUUUCAUCGAUACUACUCUUGCUUUUCAUAGGUUUCCUGAAAUGGUUGAUCGGCUUGUACAUACCGAUGGUAGGUCGUUGGGGCUUAGAUUCUCUAUUGGAAACUGGCGGAAUGUCGGAGUACUUCGAACGAGAAUUAAAAUAUAAAUACGUGGUGACGGAUGAGCACGGUACACCGGUGCAUCCGGAUACGCGCAAGAAAACCGUCAGAAUAUGUAGCAGGUACAGGGAGAUAACUAUAGUUAUAAUACAGUACGAUAAAUAUUGUAGAUAAGUGCGUGAAACGUGAUACGACUUUCGACGAGUGUGUGUUCUGCAAGAAGGCGGAAUUCUUCUUGAACACGAUGUUCUUUUUGAUUUUUCCGUUCGCAAUUUGCUGCCUCCGUCUUAAGAAGUCGUUUCGUCGACCCGCCCGAAGACGUUGUUGCUCGGAUGAAUCUAAAGUAAGAGCUCUGCCUUUCCGCCUUUACGUCGUACGUUAAAUUGGAAGGGAAUUUCAUGACGUAAUGAUCUUUAUACCGUUCCUUGCGGCAUGUAUCGCGUCUUUUCGUUUAGAUUAGUUUGACGAGCGACAGGAGCGAACGUAUAAAAACGAUUUGCGUGAGCAUUUACGGCGAUAGUCGAGAUUCGUGAAUGGAAGCCGAGGACACCAAAUAUGUGAUGGACGAAUUGAAGAAAUCUGAGGAAUCGUUACGUAGCCGUACUAGAAGUAAAGUAAGAAACAAGAGAAGUAAAUUAAUUUUUGUUUAUUACUAAUCUAUAGUAUAUAAUAAAAACCACGGUCUUGUAUACAGGUCUCG
This is a messenger RNA of Monomorium pharaonis (pharaoh ant), 2650 nucleotides long. RefSeq lists its product as uncharacterized. Bases 778 to 1359 code for a protein of 193 amino acids. The record is from RefSeq and is a predicted model, not a curated record. The transcript is spliced from 3 exons. Lineage: Eukaryota; Metazoa; Arthropoda; Insecta; Hymenoptera; Formicidae.